GACACAACAGCAUCCAGUCCUACUACCUAAGUAGAGUAGUAGAUGUUUUUAUCUGGGUUGAUCCAUUAAGCUGCCCUCGUUCGGAGUCCGACUGCGGGGUUGCUGACUCACCACGUGGAUCAAAGACGGCCAACAAUUCAAUGCUAUUGAACAAGACAUCCUCCUCAAUGCAUUCCCUACACUGCAGACAAUCAAGUGCCUGGGACUAUGGACCACCCUGAGCGCCCAAAGCGGACCUCCAAUGCUUGCAAACGAUGCCGAUCUCGCAAGGUGAAAUGCUCUGGCACACACCCUUGUGAAAAGUGUCGACAGCGUCGUCAGGAGUGUGUAUUUGAAGAUGAUCGUAAGAUUGUGGUCUCAGAGGAGCUAUUUCUAUCCUUAAAACGGAGAGUUGAGGCCAUCGAGAGCACUUCAACGCCGAGAAAACGCACUCGUACGUUGGACAAUAGCAGUGCAGGUGAAAGCACUUAUGCACAAGUAGUAGAGACGCCCCAAGGGUAUGCAGCCGACCAUCCAGAGGGAAACCGGUAUGAUGAGCGAUUUGCCUCAAAUCCUUUAGUAUCUCCGGGCUACGUUAAGCAUACGGGCCGUAAACAGAGAACAUGGUUGUUCCUUUCACCGACUUCAACCUGGUCUUUCAGCCGUCGGGUUCUCACCACCAUUCAGACUCGUUUGAGCCCUCAGAAUCCAACACCUCUCCCCCUUGCUGUAGACGGGGAUGCGUACCAGCUUCAGUGGCGACAGGCCAGCUCCGAUGAACUCCCCGAUAUCAGUGGACUGCCAUCAUUAGAGCAUGCGCAGUACAUCCUAAACACGGUUCAGUUCCAUUUUAGUCAUCUCUACUUAUUAUUUGAUGAGGAUGAGUUUCUUCAUCAUCUACAUGAAUUCUACGAUAAUGCAGCAGCUAAGGUUCAGGAGAGUCGUCUCUGGUAUGUCCAGUUCUUGAUUGUAUUAGCGUUCGGCGAGGCUCUUCUCGCCCCUGUGCGAAAGGCUUCCAAUACUGCGAGUUGGACCAAAUAUUUCUCUCGGGCGAUGUCCUUACUUCCCGACAUUACGGGAUUAUGGCAAGAUCCAGUUCUGGCUAUCGAGGUUCUUACUCUCAUCGGACUGUAUUUCCAUUCAAUCGACAUGAGAGAUACCGCGUAUUGCUACGUCGGCCACGCUAUGCGGAUGGCAUUGGUGGAAGGUCACCACCGUGCUCCACCAGUUGUACAACUAGGUCAGAAACUGGUUGAUCGGUGUCAAAACAUAUGGUGGACGGUGUAUAUACUAGACCGAAAGUUUUCAUCCUUGAUCGGAUCGCCGAAUGCUGUCAAUGAUGAAGAAAUAACUACCCCCCUCUGUGAUCCAAAAAAGGGUUCCCAAAAAGAGGCCGCAUUGAGUUUACAUGUGCGAAUCACACAGGUUAUCACCCGGGUGGUGGAUACUGUAUAUAGUCCAGAUGGCAAACUAGGCGGCAUCUUCCUUCGGAGGGUCCGAUCAGUUCUACAAGAAAUGACGGAUCUUUCGCGCGAGCUAGAUGAUGUUUUCGCGCAUCGUUUUUCAAACUCCGUGGAUGCCCUCUCCGGCGUCACGACACGGCUGACUUUAUCCUGCCACCAGUGCAUCAUUGUUACGACUCGGCCUCUAGUUCUGACUCUGCUCUGGGAGCGACUCAACUGUUUUGAGGAAGGCGACGUGUUUCGCACACUAUCAUCGCCAGUUCAGACUCUGCUUGAAGCGUCUACUGACUCCGCAAUAAAGUCUUUGAGAAUAUUGAUUGCAUUACGCGACCAAAACCUCCUCGAAACGUUCCUUCCCUUCGAUCUAGAAAACCUCUUCUCAUCCUUUUUCAUUCUGUCACUUGUAUCAGCUAUACUCCCCGAUAUCAUUCUAGACCCUAGCUACCGAGACAUGGGAUUCAGUCUUCUAGAUGAUAUGAUCGCUCGGGGAAACUGCGUUGCACAGCUGCGGAAGUCUGAAAUCGUGCAGUUAGAGGAAUUAGUCCAGCCGUUGCUCCAGCCUCAUCUGGAGCCACUCACUCCCGGAGGCAGCGCAAAACAUGCGACCGCGUAUCGCGUGACAGACCAGGCUAACGAACCUGUAGCUGUGCUGAAUGCGGGAAUCAGCCCAGCUAUCUCGGCCCGAAACGCCGUGCAUGAUGAUGAGAUACACUUAGACUGGAGGGAUUGUGAACUGUCCUUGGAUCAUAUGCUCUCCGUUACGGAUCAAUUGAAUGCGAAUAACCUAGUUCUGGAUGCAGAGCGCGAGGGACUUCAGACAGAUUUGUGGUUGUGGGGCGAUGGGUAAAUGGUAUUCCGACACCUGGUUCUUCCUCCCUAUUCUCCUUCUCCUAACUUCAGUUAUGACUCUCCCAGCUUCAGCGAGCUCUUUGAGAUGAGCGACACAAUAUAUCAUUUUACUAACCCGAU
Messenger RNA from Aspergillus alliaceus, 2411 nucleotides. Its product is annotated as putative C6 transcription factor. The coding region runs from base 208 to 2289 and encodes 693 amino acids. The record is from RefSeq and is a predicted model, not a curated record. Gene Ontology annotation, biological process: regulation of DNA-templated transcription; DNA-templated transcription. Lineage: Eukaryota; Fungi; Ascomycota; Eurotiomycetes; Eurotiales; Aspergillaceae. The transcript has 9 exons. Gene Ontology annotation, molecular function: DNA binding; DNA-binding transcription factor activity, RNA polymerase II-specific; zinc ion binding.